Molecule: messenger RNA, 1473 nt
Organism: Aspergillus fischeri NRRL 181
Lineage: Eukaryota; Fungi; Ascomycota; Eurotiomycetes; Eurotiales; Aspergillaceae
Product: putative hexokinase Kxk
Exons: 5
Coding region: 1-1473 (490 amino acids)
Biological process (GO): intracellular glucose homeostasis; glycolytic process; glucose 6-phosphate metabolic process
Cellular component (GO): mitochondrion; cytosol
Molecular function (GO): D-glucose binding; mannokinase activity; ATP binding
Source: RefSeq, a predicted model, not a curated record
AUGGUCGGAAUUGGUCCCAAGCGCCCCCCAUCCCGCAAGGGAUCGAUGGCCGAUGUGCCUCAGAAUCUUCUACAGCAGAUUAAGGAUUUCGAGGAGAUGUUUACUGUGGACAGAGCCAAGCUCAAACAGGUGGUUGACCACUUCGUCAAGGAGCUCGAGAAGGGUCUCAGUGUGGAGGGUGGUAACAUCCCGAUGAACGUUACCUGGGUUAUGGACUUCCCCGAUGGAGACGAGCAGGGAACCUUCCUUGCCUUGGAUAUGGGUGGCACCAACCUCCGCGUCUGUGAGAUUACCUUGACAGAAGAGAAGGGAGGCUUCGAUAUCUGCCAGUCCAAGUACCGCAUGCCGGAAGAACUGAAGUCCGGAACCGCUGAGGAGCUGUGGGAAUACAUCGCCGACUGCAUACAGCAAUUCAUUGAGUUCCACCACGGAGAGGAAGGAUUGACAUCAUUGCCCCUGGGUUUCACCUUCUCCUACCCGGCUACACAAGAGUACAUUGAUCAUGGUGUUCUUCAGCGCUGGACUAAGGGCUUCGACAUUGAUGGUGUCGAGGGACAGGAUGUCGUCCCUCCCCUGGAGGAAACACUGAAGAGAAAGGGACUUCCUAUCAAGGUCGCUGCUUUGAUCAACGAUACCACUGGAACGCUCAUCGCCUCGGCCUACACUGAUCCCGAGAUGAAGAUUGGAUGUAUUUUUGGUACAGGUGUCAAUGCGGCCUACAUGGAGGAUGUUGGCUCCGUCCCUAAGCUGGCCCACAUGAACUUGCCCCCAGACAUGCCAGUGGCCAUCAAUUGCGAGUACGGUGCUUUCGACAACGAGCACGUUGUUCUUCCCCUCACAAAGUACGAUCACAUCAUUGACCGCGACUCUCCCCGCCCGGGUCAGCAGGCCUUCGAGAAGAUGACAGCCGGUCUCUACCUGGGAGAGAUCUUCCGUCUGGCCCUGAUUGAUCUCCUGGACAGCAGACCAGGACUGAUUUUCCAGAAUCAGGACACCAGCAAGCUGCGCAAGCCGUACUUGCUGGACGCUUCCUUCCUGGCUGCCAUCGAGGAGGACCCCUACGAGAACUUGCAGGAAACACAGGAGCUGUUCGAGCGCGAAUUGAACAUCAAGCCCACUCUGGCCGAGCUCGAGAUGAUUCGUCGUCUGGCCGAGCUGAUCGGUACGCGUGCAGCUCGUCUGUCAGCUUGCGGUGUGGCGGCUAUCUGCAAAAAGAAGAACAUCGAGAGCUGCCACGUUGGUGCGGACGGCUCCGUCUUCACCAAGUACCCUCACUUCAAGGCUCGUGGUGCCCAGGCUCUGCGAGAGAUCCUGGACUGGGCCCCGAACGAGAAGGACAAGGUCACCAUUAUGGCGGCCGAGGAUGGUUCCGGUGUCGGUGCCGCGCUGAUCGCCGCCUUGACUCUCAAGCGUGUCAAGGCCGGCAACCUGGCUGGUAUCCGGAACAAAGACGAAAUGCAGAAACUGCUUUAA